This is a messenger RNA of Tachysurus vachellii, 2754 nucleotides long. RefSeq names its product cordon-bleu WH2 repeat protein-like 1a (gene cobll1a). The transcript is spliced from 11 exons. The coding region runs from base 148 to 2595 and encodes 815 amino acids. NCBI's taxonomy places the organism in Eukaryota, Metazoa, Chordata, Actinopteri, Siluriformes, Bagridae. Gene Ontology annotation, molecular function: actin monomer binding. The record is from RefSeq and is a predicted model, not a curated record.
UCUACCACCCUGUCUUUCUUCUUUCAAGCACACACACACACACACUUAUGCUUGCUUGACUGGAUAGGUCUGCUAGGAUAGCACGUUGUUCUGGAGAGCAUAGAGGACGUUUAAACUAAGGACGUUUCUGGGAAAACUGAGAAAAAUAUGGAGCAGGAGAAUCUGAUUGAAAAGGAUCUGGCCCUGAGCGUGCUGCUCCCAGAGGGUCAUGAGAAGACGGUUACGGUGCACGGCAGUAAACCAGUGAUGGACGUGCUGGUCAUUCUCUGCGCUCAGUAUCACCUGAACCCCUCAGAUCAUGUGAUUGAGAUUUUUUCCACUAAUCACAACAAGCUCAAAUUCCAGCCCAGCUCUCUGAUUGGCUCACUGGAAGCUGAGCUCGUUAUGCUGAAACCUAAACGAAGUGACGUCAGAAAGGCACCCAACAUGCCUGUGGCUACGGUGCGUCUGUUGAUAAACUACAGGAGGUCCCAUAAGGCUGUAGUGCGAGUCAGUCCCAGGGUUCCUCUGUCUGAGUUAAUGCCGGCUGUGUGUGAGAAGUGUGAGAUGGACCCCAAAAGCACAGUGCUGUUGAGAGACAGCCAGUCAAAUGAGCCACUGGAUCUGACUAAAACACUGGACGACUAUGGCAUCAGAGUCCUGUAUGCGAAAGCUGUUUCAGGUUCUCCAAAUGACCCCGCUCCAGUGACUCAGAAAGACUGCAAGAAGGUCCUCGGAGGGAAAGAGAACACGAGAUUACUCGGCUUGUUUAAGAGAAGCAAGAAAUCGGCUGAAGAGACUCGCACCAACGCUGACGCCAUCGCCAUCGGCACCGCCGCCUCCCUCGUGCUGAAAGAUCAGCAUGCAAUCAAAACAUGCUGUUACGAAGCAAACUCCACCUCUGAAAUGCCCAAGAAGCGACGUGCACCUCAGCCUCCCAGCAUGCUCAGCUCCCAGAGCGCCUCUGCCGAACCGAACUCUAGUCGACAGGCCGCACCGCCAUCCGGAGAUAAUGAAAAACAGGGUGUGCUGGGUCGCAUCUCGUCCGUCAAGCACAAUAAACGCAGAGCUCCGCUUCCUCCGUGCACAAGCCUCUCCCUGCCUGACACGUCUGAUAAAGAAAGGUCAUACUUUCAAGCGGACACUAAAGAGGACGACCCUGAUGGAGCCAGUUUCAUCCAGUCCAGAGAUUUUAAACCAACUCGCUCGUCCGUCCCACGGUACCCUCUAAUGACCGAGGUCGUGUCAGAAUUAACCAACCGAAUUAAAUCCAUGGAGCAGAAAGACGCCUCAUUCCAUUGGUCCGUCAAACAUUCACCUCCAGCAUCAAACCUUCCUCCAGAGUCUGGAUCUGUGGUGGACGGUGAUCCGGUGGUGUCCCCUGGCUGUGAGGUGCUGAGACACGGCUCACAUAGAGAUGGCAUUAACACCUUCACCGUGGUGCCUCAGAGAAGAACGCAAAGCACCAGAAGAUACGAGUUUCUUCUCACCAUGGAGAAUUUGGAGACGAUUAACGGAGAUACAGGAGGGCGUAUGGAAGAUAGGAUUUCAGAAUCCAGGGACACUGAGGAGAUAGAGAUGAGCAGGAAAGAGAUGGUGAUUCUCGAAAAAACAGAUGAUGAAUUUGAGAACGUAGUGGAAACAAAUAAACAGCUGGGUAUAAAAGAAGCGUUUGGAAAAUUACAUCUGAACAUAGAUGCAGAGGAAGAUCCCCCAGAGGAAGAUCCCCCAGAGGAAGAUCCCCCAGAGGAAGAUCCCCCAGAGGAAGAUCCCCCAGAGGAACAUCUCGCAGAGAAAUAUCUCCCAGAGGACAGAAGUGAGAUGGAAGACAACAGAGACUGGAUAGAGGAGUACAGAAAAAGAAAAAUGGGAUUUCUAAGCGAAGAUGAUAGGAAAGAAGCCAAAUUAAAGAUGUUUAGAAAGCCAUUUCUUCAUCAAAUGCCUGAUGAUGUUGCUCCACAACCAUCAAAACUUUCUGUCUGCUGGGAAGAGGAAGAAUCUGAGACACAGGUUCUAGAGGAUACUGAACGUUUUGGGAAAGAUGAAGAUGAUGAAGACACUCUCCAAAACCCAAACCCAUCCAGAUAUGAACCUCAGCAUGACCCUACAUCUGAAGAACCCUACUGGGAUGUAAACCUUUCCUCCAACCUUCAGUCCUCUGAUACACCUUUUACAAGCUCUUCCCAAUCCAGUCCUCAGAAUCUCCAACCCAAUUUGCUUCAGUCUGCUUUGCCCUGUGACUCAAAUUCUACGCUUGAACAGAACUUUGAGCUUUCUUCUCCAAACUCGCAAUCUUUGUUUGCUAUAACUGUCGCCCGGAGAGCUCAGAGCCUUGGGAAUGUUGUCAGUCCGUUAAUACCAUCUACAAGAACCAUCAGCUCUCCAACACCACAUCCUCAAAGAGUCGGUUCACAACACACUUCUUCUCAAAAGCUCUAUUUCCAAAAUCUGAUCUCGCAAGAGUUCAUUUCUAAGAUUCCAGCAUCUCUAGGUCCUUGCACUGAAGCCCCGCCCACUUCUAAAGCCCCGCCUCCUGAGGUUAUGACAACUCAGGCAAGGAGGCAGGCCUGGAGUUCCUUUUCACACACACAGAUGAAGAAUUUAAAGCAAGUAUGAAGAUCUGGGUUUAGAUGAAGCUUUAGCACGUCACAUUCUGUUGUUUUUGUUAUGCCGGCAUGUAUUAUAGAAUGAAUUAGUUACGUUUUGAUGAUUUUUUAUUUUUAGUUCUAUUUCUUAUAUAAUGCUCGCAGAUUACAUAAAAACAAUUAGAAAAUA